Molecule: messenger RNA, 5565 nt
Organism: Cololabis saira (Pacific saury)
Lineage: Eukaryota; Metazoa; Chordata; Actinopteri; Beloniformes; Belonidae
Product: ATP-binding cassette sub-family C member 5
Exons: 29
Coding region: 260-4447 (1395 amino acids)
Biological process (GO): transmembrane transport
Cellular component (GO): membrane
Molecular function (GO): ATP hydrolysis activity; ABC-type transporter activity; ATP binding
Source: RefSeq, a predicted model, not a curated record
GCGGAGCGCAGCGGAGGACGAUACCGGCGGACCAGCACGUCCUGUACACACACGUGAGGAGCAAACUUUUCACCACCGUGUUGUUUCACUCGAGGCUCGCUCCUUCUUGAAGAAAAUGUGUCCCUGCGAGGAGAAAGUUUAAGUUGUGCCGGCAAACCUGUGAGAAGAAGUGUCAUGGCCAUCCUCAUCUCUGUUUCCUGAACUCAUCUGGAGCUGAACUGCCUCCCAUCAGAGACAACUUACCUUAAAAGGGCCUGUCAUGUUCCCCGAUGCUCUUGAAGAGACGGGACGGGUGGAGGGCCUGUCCCUGUCCGCCCCGCAGACGCUGCCGGAGCUGGAGGAGGAAGCAGAGGACGAUGCGUCGGCGGAGAGGGGGCCGAAGAGACGAGGACGCUACCGCAAAAGCCUGCAGCUUUUAAAGCCCUUCAGGAUCACACAUAAGCAUCAGCACCCAGUCGAUAACGCCGGCCUCUUCUCCUUUAUGACUCUGCAAUGGCUCUCCCCGCUGGCAGUGAAGGCCUACAAGGCAUCCAGCCUGUCCAUAAAUGAUGUGUGGGGACUAUCUUGCCAUGAAGCCUCUGCAGUCAACUGCCAAAGGCUUGAGUUUUUGUGGCAUGAUGAGCUCAAAAGACGCGGGAGAGACGGGGCAUCUUUGACAAAAGUCUUCUGGAGGUUCUGCCGGACCCGGAUGCUGGUGGCCGUCUUUUCCCUCCUCCUCACGAUGGUGGCAGGCUUCGUUGGGCCCGCUCUCCUGGUCCGCGCUCUGCUGGAGUAUUCCCAGAGCGCUCAGAGCUCCGUGCCCUACGGCCUGUCUCUGGUAGCCGGGAUCUUCCUCAUGGAGCUGAUGCGCUCCUGGUCUCUGGCGCUCAUGUGGGCCGUCAACUACCGCACGGCUGCACGCUUGCGCGGGGCUGCUCUCACUUUUGCCUUCCAGAAGAUCCUCCGUUUGCGCAGCACUAAAGACAUCAGUCCAGGCGAGCUGAUUAACAUCUGCACCAGCGAUGGCCAGCGGGUCUACGAAGCGGUGUCGGUGGGCUGCCUGAUGGCGGGGGGGCCCUUGGUGGGACUACUGGGUCUUACUUACACCACAUACUUCCUGGGCCCCACUGCGCUGCUGGGAUCAGCUGUUUUCAUCAUCUUCUAUCCUGCCAUGAUGCUCGCAUCGAAGCUGACGGCAUAUUUCCGCAAGAAGUGUGUGGUGGUCACUGACCGGCGCGUGAGGCUGAUGAACGAGAUCUUGGGCUGCAUAAAGUUCAUCAAGAUGUACUGUUGGGAAGAUGCCUUUGCACAGAACAUUCACAGGGUGCGAUCAGAGGAGAGGGGGAUACUGGAGAGAGCUGGAGUGGUUCAGAGUCUCACAGUGGGGGUAGCUCCCGUCGUCGUGGUGAUAGCAAGUGUGUGCACCUUCACCCUACAUAUGGCGUUGGGCAAUGACCUGACAGCAGCUGAGGCUUUCACUGUGGUUGCUGUUUUCAACUCCAUGACAUUUGCCCUGAAAGUUACACCGCUGGCCGUGAGAUCACUGUCUGAGGGCUCUGUCGCUGUCAAGAGGUUUCAGAGGCUCUUUAUGAUGGAAGACAGAGAGAUGAUUUUGGCAAAAAUGGAGGAUCCUGUCCAUGCAGUAGAAUUUCGGACCGCCACGCUGGCCUGGGAGAAGGCGCGCACGCCGGCAACGAAGCCAAACCCGCCUUCCAAGAAGCGAGGAGGGAUGAAAAGCGUGCUUCGCAGAGAGAAGCUGAGCCUGUACAUUUCCACAGAGGACGGUAAAGGGAACAAAGAAGGCCCCAACGGACAAAGUCUCCUCACAAACAUGGAGCAGGAGAGCCCACAAAGCACCAUCUCCUCCACUCAGAGUAUAAGACCCCCUCUGCACAAAACCCUGCACCGCAUCGACCUACGCAUCAAGAGGGGUGCUCUGGUUGGAAUCUGUGGAAGUGUCGGGAGUGGAAAAAGCUCUCUUCUCUCCGCUCUUCUUGGACAGAUGACCCUGUUGGAAGGUAAAGUUGCUGCCGGUGGCGGCUUCGCUUAUGUGGCCCAACAAGCCUGGAUCCUCAACGACUCUUUGAAGGAGAACAUCCUAUUUGGAAACCAGUUUGACUCAGACAAAUACAGUGCGGUGCUGGAAGCAUGCUGUCUUCUCCCAGAUCUCGCAGAUCUUCCAUAUGGAGACAUGACAGAGAUUGGGGAGCGGGGCGCCAACCUUAGCGGAGGGCAGCGCCAGCGAGUGAGCCUGGCUCGUGCUCUCUACAGUGAGCGGCCCAUUCUCCUCCUGGAUGACCCGCUCAGCGCUGUUGAUGCUUGUGUGGGUUCCCAUAUCUUCAACAAAGUAAUUCGGGGGGCUGCAAAAGGCAAGACUGUGCUUUUUGUGACACACCAGCUGCAGUAUCUCCCCGAGUGUGAUGAUGUUAUACUGAUGAAGGAUGGCCAGAUUGCAGAACACGGCACCCAUGAGCAGCUAAUCAGUAGAGAGCGUGACUACGCCGCCCUGUUCAACAGCAUGCAACAGGAGAAUCUGGUUAAAGAGAAUUUAAAAAAUAAAUGGCAAAGGAAAGGUACGAAAAAGCCCAGCAGUCCUACGGAUGCUGGCACGGUUGUGCCAAAGGUGGAAAGCAAGGGCGGAGAACAACUGAUGAAAGCCGAAGAGAAGGGUUCUGGAGCGGUCGCCUGGGCUGUCUAUGGAGCCUACAUCAAAGCAGCAGGAGGACCUAUCAUCUUCAUCAUCAACAUCUUCCUCUUCCUCUCUACCACAGGCAGCAUAGCUUUCAGUAACUGGUGGCUGAGCCACUGGAUCAGGCAGGGCAGCGGGAACACAUCAUUGAUCUCGGUGAAUGAAACGGUGGCGAGCAACAGCAUGAGCCUCAACCCUCAUAUUCGGUACUACUCGACUGUUUACGUCAUCUCCAUGGGAGCAGCUUUGCUGCUGAAGACGGCCAGAGGCCUGGUGUUUGUGAAGUGCACGGUGAAGGCUGCCUCCACGCUCCAUGACAAGCUGUUCCGUCGGAUCCUCCUCAGCCCCAUGCACUUUUUCGAUACAACACCAUUGGGUCGUAUCCUGACCCGCUUCUCCAGGGACAUGGACGAGGUGGAUGUGCGCCUGACCAUGCAAGCUGAAAUGCUGAUGCAGAACCUGACCCUGGUUAUGUUUUGCCUGGCGAUGGUAGGCAUCGUCUUCCCCUGGUUCCUGCUCUCAGUCCUACCCAUUGGGGCUGUCCUCUGGAUUGUCAACCGUGUGUCCAGGGUUCUCAUUCGUGAGUUGAAGCGUCUGGAGAACAUCAGCCAAUCACCAUUUACCUCUCACAUCACCAGCAGUCUUCAGGGACUGUCCACCAUUCAUGCGUACGGACGAGGACACAGCUUCCUCCAGAGAUAUCAGGAACUGCUGGACACCAACCAGGCCACCAGCUACCUCUUCAGUUGUGCGAUGCGGUGGCUGGCCGUCCGCCUGGACAUCAUCAGCAUCUCUCUCAUCACUUCUGUAGCACUUCUCAUUGUCUUCAUGCACAAUCAGAUACCUGCGGCCUACGCAGGGCUGGCUAUAUCCUACGCAGUGCAGCUGACGGGCUUGUUUCAGUUUACGGUGCGGCUGCUCGCUGAGACUGAAGCUCGGUUCACAUCAGUUGAAAGGAUCAGCCAUUAUAUAAAGACUCUUGACGGUGAAGCGCCCAGACAGAGUCCAGAGGCUGCCGGCCCGGCCUCCUCCUGGCCUCAGCAGGGAAAGAUCACCUUUCAGAAUGUGAACAUGCGUUAUCGAGAUGAUCUGCCACUGGUGCUGAAGAGCCUGUCCUUCACUGUUCUGCCCGAGGAGACUAUUGGCAUUGUGGGCCGCACCGGAUCAGGGAAGUCUUCGCUAGCCGUGGCUUUGUUCAGGCUCGUGGAGCUGAGUGGAGGCUCCGUUAUUAUUGACGGGAUCGAUAUCGCACAAAUUGGCCUGGAUGAAUUGCGGAGUAAGCUAUCCAUCAUUCCUCAAGAGCCUGUACUCUUCAUUGGGACUGUCAGGAGCAAUUUGGACCCGUGGGAUCAAUACUCUGACUCACAGAUCUGGGAAGCUCUCGAGAAAACGCACAUUAAGGAAAUGGUCAGCCAGCUGCCUCAUUCCCUCCACUCAGAGGUGACAGAGAACGGGGAGAACUUCUCGGUGGGAGAACGGCAGCUCCUCUGUGUGUCCAGGGCCCUGCUGAGGAACAGCAAGAUUCUUAUAUUGGAUGAAGCAACAGCAGCCAUCGACACGGAGACAGAUCGACUCAUCCAGGAGACCAUUUGCUCUGCGUUUGGCAGCUGCACCACUCUCAUCAUUGCGCAUCGUCUCAACACGGUGAUGAAUUGCAACAGGGUCAUGGUCCUAGACAGCGGCCAGAUUGUGGAGUUUGACUCUCCUGCAUCCUUGCUGGCAGAUGAAAACUCAAGAUUCAGAGCCAUGAUAGAAGCAUCAGAAAACCAAACCAGAUGAAACAUGCCCCGGAGCUGAGAGCUGUGAGAGCUGGCAAAAUACACCGUCAAAUACAUAAACUGCAUUAAAAAAAAUGCAUAUGCAGUCAUCCCAGUCCUGCCUUUAUGUGUGUGUGUGGGGGGGGGAUAUACAUUUGUGGCUGUUCUGUCUAACUGUCUGUAUUUCAUUGCAUCCCAAACCCAGGGAGUACAUUUAUGUCGGAAUCCUGAUGUUUUCCAUCAUGCCACGGGAGUAAUUUUAUGAAGGCCAAAUAUUUAACGGUAAACGGCAGAGUUUAGACUCCGACUGUAGCACUUUAUGUCUCAUGUGGUGCUUCCUUUUCCUUUGGAAGUCAGAUAAUCAGUGAGACUCAUUAUUAUUAUUACUAUUAUUAUUGUUGUUUUUUUCAUUACAAAGACGCUACUGUGCAGGAUUUUGUUCAAAAUCAAGGAGUGUUGUUUUAUUUAUAGUAGUAUUGUUAAGUUUAGCUACAAGACAUUAUUAGCUUGGAGUGAUUUAUUCAGUACAGUUUAUCUGAAGAAAGAAAAUCACUUGUUAUCCAUUCCUAUGAGGCGUUGGCGAAUAAUGUCAGUUUUGUAUUUUUAUUUCUUACUACAGUCUAAUGCUGUUAUUUCUGUGAAUGAUUGCAGGUGGGACAUGUGCCUAGAACUGUUGACACUUUCAGGUUUUGUAAAGGACUUAGCCAUGUAAGCAUGCCUUUUUCAGGCAGAAUGCCAGUGCAGUAUUGUGUUUUGCACCAAGUUUGUGUUUCCAGAUGCUCGACUUUAUACUAUAUUGCUUCAAAUGUUUAGCAUCAAAGUGAUUCCAGUGCUGAGCAAAAUAUGCAUAAGUUGUAAUGCUGAUGUUCGAGGUGUUGUUCGGAAUAAUCUGAAGACGGCCAACAACAGGACGUUGUCUUUAAAAACUGUUUUCACACAUCUGAGGAUUGUGGACUGCUGCCUUAUAGUCGAGAUGCGCUGAACAAUCAUGAAAAGUGCAAUAUCUUCCUAUUGCUUUGAUAUACUUUCAAGAUUGCCUUGGUACGCUUGAGACUGUAAUGUUGCAAUAUUUUUUUGUUCAAAUUUUAAUAUUAAGGUUGUUUUUGUUUUGUUUUUUAAUAAAAUAUUUUUUAUAAAUGA